CUUUAAUUUAAACGGACAUGGAAACUCAGCUCAUCUCUGACAAAAACAAAGGAAACAAAUCUCUCCGUUGAGCUCAGUUUUAAAGCUCUGAGGUAAGAUGAAAGAGAAGGGACAUUACGUGCCUCCUUCUUACACUCCGUUAAUUAAGUCAGAGGAUGCUGAUGCAGAAGUAUCCACCACACCGAAUCUAGAAGGUGCUGAUUCUGGAGGCACAAAGGGUGAUCCCAUACAGUGGUCGUCUGGUAUAUGCGCUUGCUUUGACGACACACAGAGCUGUUUUAUAGGUUUGUUCUGUCCAUGUUAUGUCUUUGCCAAAAACGCAGAGUUCUUGGGGUCUGGAACAUUUGCAGGACCCUGCUUAACCCAUUGCAUUUCGUGGUCGUUAGUCAACACCAUCUACUGCUUUGCAACCAGUGGCUUAUUACUAAGUCUACCUGGAUGCUUUGUGUCAUGUUAUACUUACGGUUACCGCAGAUCGCUAAGAGCCAAGUACAAUCUAGAGGAGGCUCCUUGUGGUGACUUUGCAACACACUUCUUCUGUCACUUGUGCGCCAUUUGCCAAGAGUACAGAGAGAUCCGAGAACGUGGCUCGAGUUCUCCCGACACGAAGAUGGCUAUUACCGAUGCCCCUUUGCCUCAAACCAUGGAAUCAGCUAACUGAUCACUUUAGUCUCGUUAGAUGGAGA
Molecule: messenger RNA, 686 nt
Organism: Brassica oleracea var. oleracea
Lineage: Eukaryota; Viridiplantae; Streptophyta; Magnoliopsida; Brassicales; Brassicaceae
Product: protein PLANT CADMIUM RESISTANCE 10-like
Exons: 4
Coding region: 98-661 (187 amino acids)
Source: RefSeq, a predicted model, not a curated record